AUGGCGGCGCCCUGUCUGCGCACCGUGGGCUCUCUCACAACAAGAUGUGGACUCUGCUGCAGAAAUAUCAAUAGAAUCUCCUCUCAUGUGGGCGCACAGAUGGUCCAAAGGCCCUUCAGUGCGAGUUCGUCUGUGCACAAGAAGAACCAGGCUCCUGCGGGGCCAGAGAAGCACACGCCUGAGUUCAUCCAGAAGCAGGUGCAGGAGUACAACAUCGGCAAGAGGCACCUGGCCAACAUGAUGGGGGAGGACCCAGAGACUUUCACACAGGAAGAUGUAGAUAGAAGCAUCGCCUACCUGUUCCCCUCUGGACUGUUCGAGAAGAAGGCUCGUCCAAUCAUGAAGCACCCGGAUGAAAUAUUUCCCAAGCAACGGGCUAUCCAAUGGGACGCAGAUGGCCGGCCGUUCCAUUUUCUGUUCUACACGGGCAAGCAGUCCUACUACUCCCUCAUGCACGAGUUGUACGGAAAAGUCCAGGGCGUGGAGCGGUACCAAGAGCGCAUGAGAGCGAAGGGCCUCUUCAACAGUACCGACCAGAUGAUUUCACUUGGGAGCAGCCGGUGGUUAACCAGAGAGGAGCUGGAGGAGCAGUUACUAGAGACCAUCUCCAUAGAGAAUUACACUCGCCUGAUCCAGCUGAUGGAGCGGCUCCUGACCAUGCCCUACUGCGCCACGGAGGAGGAGUUCGUCGCGCGUUUCCGACACAAACUGGACGCUCAGGCGACCAAUCAGAUGGUGCCGCCGCUGCAGACGGACGAACACGGAGUGGCCUUCAGCACAGCGGAAGGACGCAGGAAGUCGUCCACCUGCUCCGUGCGUCUCCAAGACUCUGGCUCUGGUCACAUCUCCAUCAACGGCCUCGACUACAUCCUCUACUUCUCUGUGCUCCAGGACCGAGAGCAGAUCAUGUUCCCGUUCCAGUUCACCAACACGCUGGGCCGCUUUGACCUGCACGCCACUGUGGAAGGAGGGGGGAGGGCCGGCCAGGCGGGGGCGCUGCGGCUCGCCAUCUCCCGCGCCCUGCUCAGCUUUCUGCCCAAGGGAGACGUGGAGAACCUCCGACAGGCUGGCCUGUUGACCCCUGACCCCAGAGUGAGGGAGAGGAAGAAGCCGGGUCAAGAGGGAGCAAGGAAGAAGUUCACCUGGAAGAAACGCUGA
Knipowitschia caucasica is the source of this 1158-nucleotide messenger RNA. Lineage: Eukaryota; Metazoa; Chordata; Actinopteri; Gobiiformes; Gobiidae. The record is from the annotation of a GenBank genome assembly.